Molecule: messenger RNA, 714 nt
Organism: Suillus bovinus
Lineage: Eukaryota; Fungi; Basidiomycota; Agaricomycetes; Boletales; Suillaceae
Exons: 4
Coding region: 53-631 (192 amino acids)
Molecular function (GO): metal ion binding
Source: RefSeq, a predicted model, not a curated record
GCAUUGAUUGUAUUCGUUUCCUAUCUUCCUUCUAAUCGUAAACGAGGUGACCAUGGAUCAUACUCAGUUUUCCAUGGAUAUUGCCGGUGUGCGUGCAAUGAUUGAACAAGAAACCCUAACGAGAUCUCACUCUCACAAACGGGCGCAAGAACUCAUUACAAGUCUCCCUAAGAUCUCAGAAACCGAGCUUAAAGACUUGGGACAUUCUGAGUCUGUUUGCCCCAUAUGCUUCAAUACGUUCUUGGCCAUCCUGGCUGAAGAGGAAAUGGCACUCGCGAUGGACUCCCCCGCGCACCCAAUAGAGGAACUGGGCGUGACGAGGCUCCACGAAACAUGCGGACAUAUGUUCUGCCGAAGAGAUAUCACGAAGUGGAUACGAGACGGUCGCGAGUCUUGUCCGACUUGUCGCAGGGCGUUUCUUACAAACACGGCUAAUAGUGACCAGCGUGAGACGGAGUCUUCUUUGCCAAAUGAUUUUACCGAAUGGAUUGUCGAGAGCUCCAUGGUUGCCAGAGAAUCUGGCGGCACAGGCUUACUACCUAUUCUGGGAGUCCCCUCGGUGGCGAUGGGUGGCCAUCCAUUUGCGCAGCAACGGGUAAACCGGGACGAAUUUUCUGGGAUGUACUCCUAGCUAGUUUGUAUCACACGUUCAAUUUGACACUAAAGCCCGCCCUUCAUUAAUCCAUUCAUUGAAUAACCAUCUAUUACUCUUUU